UCAAUAAAUGAUGUGAAGUUCAUGUGAAAAACAAAUCAAAAAUGCUUAGAAGUGUUUGUGUCACUGUCAGAGUCGAAUGUUCGUAUAUGAAGCAUCUUUCUUGAAAUAUGUAAAUUUUGGAUUUAUUAACAUGUCUAAAGACGUAGAUCAUAAAAAAUGUCCUGGUAGUCAACAGUCUAAGAGUUUAACAAUCAACCGCGCAAACAAUCAAGAUGACAAAAAAACAUUGGCAAAAAAAGGAUGCUUUCAAAAAGAUUCUAGUUUUAAUAAAACUGAAAAGGAUAAUAAUUGCAACGCAGAAGUUAUUUCUCGUUCUAUUAAUAAGUUGUUAAAGAAUGAAAAAAAAUCUAGACCUACGGCAAACCCGACCAAAGUGUGUUUAAAACCAGAAGUUGUACAAGAAUCUAAAGAACAAUUUGCCCAAAGAAUAAGACAAGCAUGGAUCGACCGAGAGCAAUCAAAAUCGUGUAUAAAUAUUUAUUUGGCUAGGAAUGUUAUUGAGGACCCAUUGAUGGAAGCUACAGAUGAAGUACAAGAAUCAACAGUUGAAGAACAGGAGAUAGAUUCUUGCCGAACUGCGUUAGAAGUACAACUUCAGAAUCAUGUAGAGGAAAGUGAAAACUUACCGGAUGAUUCUAGUGAAGAAGAAAAACCACUUUCGGCCGCUGCAAGGAGAGUUAGGUUUUAUAAGACUGCAAAACAACAAAAUGAUAGACAAACAUUAACCAGAGCAAUGUCAGCACCAUCGACUAGGCAACAAAGUGUAAAUCCUACCCAAGAAUAUUAUUCGACAAAUUCUCGGAGAAAAUCCCAAGAAAUACAUAAAUUUCCGACUAGGAAAUUAAAGUCUUGUAGGAGUAAAGCUUUCCAUAAAAGCAUCAAUGGUGAUAGUCGAUUACCUAAUGGGCCCAAAUUUGGCAAAAAAAAUCAAAAUAUAGAAGUGGUCACAAUGAUGUCACUUUUAAGCCCAGUUGGAAGUGAUGUAGAGGAAUCGUCUACUCCCGAUGAUGUAUCCACGAAAACUGUGACAUUUCCUCAAUUUAAUAAUAGUAUGCGUUAUCAUCAUCAAAAAUCAUUUGAUAGCGCAAUGCAAUCAAUGGGAAAACCAAAAGUUCUCAAUAAUCGUGUUGGAAAAUCAUUAAUUAAAUCAAGAACAUUAGAAUUAUCGAGGGAUGAAGAAGACGAUGACGGAGAAGUGGUAAAAGAAGAAAAAAUUCCUGAAAGUGACAACGAAAAACGAGAAGAUGAAAUUGCAGAAAUCGCCGUUCGUUAUGAUGUAGUUGAUGGGCAACCGACGCUUAAAUCGGACAAAGAAAAAGAAUGUUGGGCUCUUUUCAAAAAAAUGACGGCCAAAGGAGUGUCUGUCACUUUUGAUACCGUAUUGAGGUUCGAAAAUAUUAAUAAAAAUACAAAUACUUUAAAGAAGCACUCUUAUCACCUUUAUUUUGUAGUCACGAGGAAUGUUAACACCGACUGAAUACAGACUACGGAAAAAUGAACUUCUUUUAUUCGGGUAGACAUAACUACAAUAAUAUAUUACGCCAUCGUAGUUAUGGACCAUGAUGUUCCUACUAGCUUCGAUACCAGCUUACGUCGUAUAGGAUUUACCAUAACAAUAUAUAGUUUAGGGUCUAUUGUUAGAAUGGAAAAAAAAAAUGAAAAAAAUAUCGCCACGAAUGUUUUUAUAAUAAUGGGAGUCGUUGCAUUGCCAGACGUUCUAAUAAGUAGGCCCUAAUAUGAACUGUUUGAUCGUCGUCAGAGGAGACAAAGGCGGGGGAAAAAAUAUCAUAACAUAUAAUAUAAAGAGUUACCCGCUGAUCAAACUUAAGCACCGAAGACACUUACACUCCAUUAUGAACAUGCCUACAUAUUAUUACUCGCGUUGUACACCUCUAUAUGCAUGUGUACGAAUAUACAUAUAUACAUUGGUAGCGCUCGCUGCACGUCAUGUACUACACAUACCGGCGGUACGCAGUGGUUUUCAAUAAAAGUGAUCGGAGCAAUGGAAGGGAGCGGUGAAAAUAUACGUCUGAUGGUCUUGCCGUAGAACGACACCAACAGAAUAGUGGCAGAACCGUACGGGACGCCGAACAACCUGAUUGGCGAGUUCGUUUUUCAUGUGUAGAGAAAAAUAAAGUUAUACAUAUUUUUUUGUUU
Messenger RNA from Sipha flava (yellow sugarcane aphid), 2157 nucleotides. RefSeq lists its product as uncharacterized. The record is from RefSeq and is a predicted model, not a curated record. The transcript has 5 exons. NCBI's taxonomy places the organism in Eukaryota, Metazoa, Arthropoda, Insecta, Hemiptera, Aphididae. Bases 77 to 1477 code for a protein of 466 amino acids.